Molecule: messenger RNA, 2411 nt
Organism: Fimicolochytrium jonesii
Lineage: Eukaryota; Fungi; Chytridiomycota; Chytridiomycetes; Spizellomycetales; Powellomycetaceae
Exons: 5
Coding region: 260-2284 (674 amino acids)
Source: RefSeq, a predicted model, not a curated record
ACCGCGCAUUCUUCAAGGCCUGGCGGACGACUUCGGCAAUGGACCGUCCUGCUGCCUCGUGCUGAACGUCUGAAGUGUAUGGCCCUUUGCAAAGCGGCCGCCGAACCCUCCAAAGGAAUUACUUGGCAUAUCCUGAUCUCCGCCGUCUUCUGUUACCUAUAUCUCACCCAGCUCCACUCACCGCCGGCAAAUUGCCGUCGAAAAUCGAAGUUCCAUAUUUCACGGUGCCUCUCUCCCAGCAGUUUCGAUUCGAAAAAAAAUGAAGCCCCGUGCAGCCUUCCACCUGGAGAAAGCCGGCUUACCGGUGUAUGGAGGGGAUGUUCUCACAGGUCUUUUGGAAGUUGAAGCAAUAGACAAUACCAUCAAAAGCAUGGAAGUGCAGUGCUUGGGUGUUAUCCAGUUCGCCAACGCCGCCAAUCUACCGCUAGGCACUAUAGUAAAGCAGGCGGCCACCCCGGAGGACGUUAGGCAUGUUCUUUUCCGACAAGUCAUGGCACUUCCUGUGCACCAAGGUUCACAAUUCUAUCCGUUCAACUUCCCGCUGGUCAUGACAACUGGGGACCCCUAUCUGCCGUCGUCCAUCAACACGACACAUUUGUCCAUCACGUACCUUCUUGUGCUCACGCUAUUGAGAUCGUGGCCGCGGGAGAACUUGAUGCGCUAUCAUAAGUUCACAGUUGCCGCAAGGCACGACACCAAUCUGCCGCUGUAUCGGAUCCCGCAAUCGGCUUCUAGGGACUGUGAUGUAGGAGUUCUGGGGAGGUUCAAAAAGGGGACCGUAGAAGCGAGAGUUUCCAUUCCGAGGAGCGCCUACUGCAAAGGUGAUAGGAUUCCCAUUCGGUUGCAAAUGAAUCAUUUAGCGAACGUCAAGCGUGUGACCAAAGCGACUGUUGCUCUGAAGCGGGAAAUCCGUUGGGUCUGCAAGAAAGCUACAGUCAAUCCAUUACAUGCAGCAAUGUGCGCUCCCCCAGACUCGGGCUGCGCUAAAACUCGGUAUAGUGCUGCAACUAUUGGGGAGGCUGCGCUGCAACUUGACAUCAAACCUGGGGCCGUGAAUGUGGAUAUGAAAGCGUAUUAUCACCUAGAUCCGCUGAGUUGCCCUCCGCAUGAAAAACCGCGGAAACCGCUCCCUCCGCCUGUCAAUCCGGUUCUGCAUCAUUCAGAUUUCUUUCCUUGGAGCACCGACCCGACUGCAGACAACUCCGUCGACGUCUCGUAUCAGCUUCUUGUUGAGCUUCAAAUUGGAGGCAGUGGUGGUGCCAAGGAGGAGAAAGCAUCAAGCAAAAAUCUGACGACGGACGCAACGCACCUGGUGGCCACAAAAAAAGGAAGUGAUAGCGACGCAUCCAUUCUGGAUGGGGCCCUCAGUGGGUCGAAAAAGGUGCUGCAGUUCAGCUUCCCGAUUACGAUCGGAAAUGUUCCGUUUAUCGACGACGAGCCGAGUUCGCUCCCUCAGGAACGAUUGUACAAUCCUCCACCACAUGCCCCGCCUCCCGCACCCCGACCUGUCCCUGCGCCUCCUGUGCUCCCAAAUCGUCCGCCGAUGCCGCCGCAACCGCAACCCUCACCUUCUACUCCACCACUGUUUGUGAUGCAGAAACCAAACCCAAGCGCCCCACCGGCGCCCUUCAUGCGAUCGGUCAGUGAAUCUGCCAUCGCGUCGACCGCCAACUUGUCUCCAACAAGUCUGGGAACAGCUAUGCCCCCAAUAAUAAUGCCCCGCGUUCCACACCAAGCUAGAUCCUUGCCUCCGAUACCUCUAGAGGCUUCUAGUGCGACUAGCACCACGCAGCCUGCUGUUACUCGACCAUUACAUGCACCCCCAUCGUCAACAAUAGCAGCUGCAACCCUCACGAAAAUCAGAGGGGGUCGCCCUAUGUACCCUCCGCCGCCAGCCAUCGUCCCACGUCACACCAACUCGUCGAACUUUACGCCGUCAACGCCGUCCACACCAUACUCGCAACAGUCGUCGCCCCCAGCAGACGAUGAACUAUCUUCAUACUUCUCAUCAUCACCGGUGCAGUCCCCAUCCCUGUCGUCCAGCUUUUCCCAGCCGAGGCACGCGGCCCCGUCUGUGAUUUCGCUCGCUUUCACACCCACUGCCCCGGCGGAAAAUGAGAACCACGAAGUGGGUCGAGGUUCACUGUUGGCACCUGCUGCUGAAUGCAGGGAGCAGGAUGGACAAGAAGCGUUUGGCGCUAAUGAUGCUAGCAUGCAGGCCGCCGAUGACGAGUGGGAUGUACAGGAGGGAGAGGCUCCGCCGCCUUAUACUUUGUUUGCGUAGUUCUUGGCGAACAGUUCUUUUUACUUUUUGGGCAAGAUUGCUGGACAUGACUAGUGUAGGUUAGAUAGGAAUCAUUUGCAAAAUUUCCCAAUCGAUUAUGGUGCAUGGGGACCUCGCAUCCAUGCUC